AUGAGGUGGGGAGCAGUGGGCAACGUCUUCAGCCGAAUACGGAUUACAAGUGUGACUGCAAGAUACAGGAAAACCAUCUUAGAGAGGUUAAACUUGGUAACUGGGAAAGAGGAAUCUUCAGUUUUCAGCACUGGCCAGAAGCGAGCACCUAAGCGGGGAGAACAGCAAGGAUUGAAUAACAGAGGAGCAGAGGUGAAACAAGACAAAAUUGAAUGGAGACAGUCUUUCAGGGAAUACCGUUCCUAUGAAACAGAAAGACAAGCGGAACUCACAGUGGAAAGAAAUCUUCUUUUUAGACCAACUGAAAGAUUAGACCGUGAAAGGCCAGUAAGAGGUCGUGGCGGAGGAAGAGGUGGAAUGCGAGGUAGAGGAAGAGGUGGUGGAAUAAAUAGAAGUUUCAAUGGUUUUGAGCAAAGAGGAAAACGGGAAUUUGAAAGACCAAGUUGGAAUGACAAAAUUGGGAUGGAACAGACUGCUCCUGUGGAAGAGACUGCAGAAACGGCUGAGCAGUCAGGGACGUCUGAAGGAGAACCUCUGAACAAAGUUGCUGAAGAAGAGCCAGUGGAAGAAGUAGUUCAAGAAAUGACGUUAGAUGAGUGGAAAAAUCUUCAGCAACAGAAUCGACCAAAGCCUGAAUUCAACAUCCGGAAGCCAGCAUCCACUGUUCCUUCCAAAGCAGUGGUGAUUCACAAGUCAAAAUAUAGCAAUAAUUUGCAAAAAGAAGACUUUGAAGAUGAUUCUCAUGUCUUUCGAAGACCAGUGAAUGACAUAACGUCUCAGCUGGAUAUUAAUUUUGGGAGUCUUCCUCGCCCUGGCCGUGGAUCAAGAGGAGCACGAGGUGGUCGUGGUCGUGGCAGACGAAUUGAGGAGACAGGACCUCGACCAGAAGUAGUGCAGCUUGUUGCUCCAAAUCCUGAUGAUCCUGAGGAUUUUCCAGCUUUAGCUUGA
This is a messenger RNA of Balearica regulorum gibbericeps (East African grey crowned-crane), 948 nucleotides long. The record is from RefSeq and is a predicted model, not a curated record. NCBI's taxonomy places the organism in Eukaryota, Metazoa, Chordata, Aves, Gruiformes, Gruidae.